Molecule: messenger RNA, 7943 nt
Organism: Coregonus sp. 'balchen'
Lineage: Eukaryota; Metazoa; Chordata; Actinopteri; Salmoniformes; Salmonidae
Source: the annotation of a GenBank genome assembly
CGUCAACAGGGGAAGUGGUGUUGGCUUCUGCGGACUUCCCACUGACGCGCGUCAACUGGGUCAUUCAAACUGUUCUGCGGUCUCCUCGUCGAGCCGGGUUUACAUUUAUAGUGUAUUUUUGGUUGUUGUUUUCGGUUUAUGAUUUUCCGUUUAUUGAGUAUCUUAUCUGUGAAGGUGGCGAGCGUUGUCUACAGGGCUGCAACCGCCGCAUUGAUCAUGAAGCCGCAGGUUGUGUUCGUGCUGGGCGGGCCUGGCGCGGGGAAAGGAACCCAGUGCGUCAGAAUCGUGGAGGUAAGAGAUGGCGACAAAAAAAAAACAAUGAAACGGACAAUGAUAAAAUGAUCAGGGCAUUGAACUGUGUUAGGAAAGAAACCACUAACAGAUUUGAGUGGGUUGUGCCAACUUCUGUCCAGGGGAGACCAGCUAAAUGUAUCAACUUCCGGUUCUUGUCCUCUAAAUGUAGCCUACUCAUUAUGCUAGCUAACAUAGCCACAGAUAGAAGGAGCAGUUACCAGUAUAACUAUGCCAAGACCACACUAGCUAACUAACUACGUGAGUGCAAUGAAUAAUAAUGAUUUUUUCCCCUCCAUCAAUAGACUUUCAACUAGCUAGCUAUGGAUAAAGGUUAUUCCUGAAUACCAGAGAGAGGGGUGUAGUACUUUAAUCAGUGAAGUACUUUAAUUUUUCUAUAAAUCAGGAUCAAUGUGAGUUAGCCAGGUAACUUCGAUAAACAACCAGAAAUAACCACAAUCUAGUUAUGUGUUUUGGGUUUUUGUGUCAAUUAGAAGAUGUUCAUUUUUAGCUUAUCUUUCUUAAAAAUAAAAAGUUAUUUAGGCAUGUUUAGCUGGUUAACUCAUUGAUCCUGUGUUGUAGUAUACCCCUCAGGAGUCAAAGUGGGCUAUAGUUCACCAACGAGAGACAGAGGGUAGCUAGCUUGUUAUGUAAAACAGCAGUGACUUCUAUUCUAAUCAGUAGCUAGUGUUUUCAUGUCUUACACUGAACAGACUGUGCCUCUGUUGAGAAACAGAAGGAAUAGGAAACAGACUAGGCUACUCUGUGUUUAUGGUGGUAGGCUUCUAACUACAUACAGAGUAGCCUAUGCACUGAUAUUGACGUCAUACGGAUGUGUAGUGUACAUCUUAUCAGUUCAGCUGUUGUGCAAUUCACAUUAUGUAAAGGUAUUUUAUCUGCAAUGCACCUGCUCUAACCCUCCAACCAAUGCCCUUGAACAGGGAUUCUUGAGAAAUCAAGGCAUAUGUGUAUCUGAGUCUGGGUGGUGUUUUGCGUCAAUAGAUAAACUCAAGCAAAUAUUUAGCGUCUACUACUGCUAUUCAGCUGUCUGACAUAUUUGCGUCCAACAUUGCAGGCCUCCUUUGGCUUUCUUCUGUGCCAAGUUGUUUCAUGCAUUUGCCAACUACUUUGAUGUGUGUUUAGACUUAUCAGGGAUUGGCAUUAAGGGUUGUCAUAUUGCCCCGGGCAAGUGACAUGAACAGUCGUGCAAGUUGAGCCUGCUCUGUGGUUGCCCCAUUGAACAGGUGAUUUUUUUUCUCUCCUGAUAACAGCCAAAAUGCAAAUGAUUCCAUUAGUCUGAUCUUUCUGGUUCCUCUCCUGUGGGUAGGUGACCUUAAUGUCAAUCCCUGCCCUAUAUUCAUAAUUUAAGGCAGGGGCCAUAUGUGUUUGAGCAAGCAUCCUGAAAUAACACCUGUUCUAUUCAUUCAGCACAAUAGUAGUUAAAGGGCACUAGUGAUGCUGUCUCGUUGCUCCCUAAAGCCCUCCCCUGCUUUCAGUGUCAAUGGAGCACAGAAACACACUGUUGAACAAUAACCAUCUAGCUAUAUAACACAUUACUCUUUUCUAUUUAUCCUCUGCUUAGGACAUUGUUACUAUUGCACUCCUUUUAAAGGAACUACAUUACACCCGGACAAUUUCAUUCUCAUAACCCAAUUGAUUCCUAAACAAAGUAGGCUAGCUACAUUGAUAGGAAAGAUGUAAUGGGGAGAUUUAAGGUGACUAAAGUUAAUAUUUAGUUUAGAGUGAUCAAUAGAAUGUGUAUAUAUAUUUUCCUUUCCGUAAUACACAGGAUUUCUAGUGUUUGUGACACUCAAGGUGCGUGUUGAUGGUCACUAGACUUGAUGCUGAAUGUUAUGGAUUAUUCUCAUAUCUGUUGAUAGUGGUUGACGCCAGACGGAAUGUAUAAGGACAGAGAGAACACUGAUUAUUCACUGUUGUAUUGAUGACAUUCUGGGAACACUGUGUGAUUCUGUAGCAGCUGACAGCACUGCCUUUAGUUUUGACUUCCUACAAGCCUCUCGGGCUGGUGUUUACAGAACAUUUGGUGCUGUCUGAUUAGGAUAUAAGGGCCUGUCUCCAAGAGGCUGGUGUUUACAGAACAUUUGGUGCUGUCUGAUUAGGAUACAAGGGCCUGUCUCCAAGAGGCUGGUGUUUACAGAACAUUUGGUGCUGUCUGAUUAGGAUACAAGGGCCUGUCUCCAAGAGGCUGGUGUUUACAGAACAUUUGGUGCUGUCUGAUUAGGAUAUAAGGGCCUGUCUCCAAGAGGCUGGUGUUUACAGAACAUUUGGUGCUGUCUUAUUAGGAUACAAGGGCCUGUCUCCAAGAGGCUGGUGUUUACAGAACAUUUGGUGCUGUCUGAUUAGGAUAUAAGGGCCUGUCUCCAAGAGGCUGGUGUUUACAGAACAUUUGGUGCUCUCUGAUUAAGAUAUAAGGGCCUGUCUCCCAAUUUGUAAGUUGCUCUGGAUAAGAGUGUCUGCUAAAUGACUUAAAUGUAAAUGUAAAUGUCCUCAAGAGGCUGGUGUUUACAGAACACUUGAUGCUGUCUGGUUAGGAUAUAAGGGCCUGUCUCCCAGACGCUGGUGUUUACAGAACACUUGAUGCUGUCUGAUUAGGAUAUAAGGGCCUGUCUCCCAAACGCUGGUGUUUACAGAACAUUUGGUGCUGUCUGAUUAGGAUGUACAGUGAGGGAAAAAAGUAUUUGAUCCCCUGCUGAUUUUGUACGUUUGCCCACUGACAAAGACAUGAUCAGUCUAUAAUUUUAAUGGUAGGUUUAUUUGAACAGUGAGAGACAGAAUAACAACAAAAAAAUCCAGAAAAACGCAUGUCAAAAAUGUUAUAAAUUGAUUUGCAUUUUAAUGAGGGAAAUAAGUAUUUGACCCCUCUGCAAAACAUGACUUAGUACUUGGUGGCAAAACCCUUGUUGGCAAUCACAGAGGUCAGACGUUUCUUGUAGUUGGCCACCAGGUUUGCACACAUCUUAGGAGGGAUUUUGUCCCACUCCUCUUUGGAGAUCUUCUCCAAGUCAUUAAGGUUUCGAGCUUGACGUUUGGCAACUCGAACCUUCAGCUCCCUCCACAGAUUUUCUAUGGGAUUAAGGUCUGGAGACUGGCUAGGCCACUCCAGGACCUUAAUGUGCUUCUUCUUGAGCCACUCCUUUGUUGCCUUGGCUGUGUGUUUUGGGUCAUUGUCAUGCUGGAAUACCCAUCUACGACCCAUUUUCAAUGCCCUGGCUGAGGGAAGGAGGUUCUCACCCAAGAUUUGACGGUACAUGGCCCCGUCCAUUGUCCCUUUGAUGCGGUGAAGUUGUCCUGUCCCCUUAGCAGAAAAACACCCCCAAAGCAUAAUGUUUCCAUCUCCAUGUUUGACGGUGGGGAUGGUGUUCUUGGGGUCAUAGGCAGCAUUCCUCCUCCUCCAAACACGGCGAGUUGAGUUGAUGGCAAAGAGCUCGAUUUUGGUCUCAUCUGACUACAACACUUUCACCCAGUUCUCCUCUGAAUCAUUCAGAUGUUCAUUGGCAAACUUCAGACGGGCCUGUAUAUAUGCUUUCUUGAGCAGGGGGACCUUGCGGGUGCUGCAGGAUUUCAGUCCUUCACGGCGUAGUGUGUUACCAAUUGUUUUCUUGGUGACUAUGGUCCCGGCUGCGUUGAGAUCAUUGACAAGAUCCUCCCGUGUAGUUCUGGGCUGAUUCCUCACCGUUCUCAUGAUCAUUGCAAUUCCACGAGGUGAGAUCUUGCAUGGAGCCACAGGCCGAGGGAGAUUGACAGCCUUUUGUGUUUCUUCCUUUUGUGAAUAAUCGCACCAACUGUUGUCACCUUCUCACCAAGCUGCUUGGCGAUGGUCUUGUAGCCCAUUCCAGCCUUGUGUAGGUCUACAGUCUUGUCCCUGACAUCCUUAGAGAGCUCUUUGGUCUUGGCCAUGGUGGAGAGUUUGGAAUCUGAUUGAUUGAUUGCUUCUGUGGACAGGUGUCUUUUACACAGGUAACAAGCUUUAAGAGUGUGCUCCUAAUCGCAGCUCGUUACCUGUAUAAAAGACACCUGGGAGCCAGAAAUCUUUCUGAUUGAGAGGGGGUCAAAUACUUAUUUCCCUCAUUAAAAUGCAAAUCAAUUUAUAACAUUUUUGACAUGCGUUUUUCUGGAUUUUGUUGUUGUUAUUCUGUCUCUCACUGCCAUUACAAUUAUAGACUGAUCAUUUCUUUGUCAGUGGGCAAACGUACAAAAUCAGCAGGGGAUCAAAUACUUUUUUCCCUCACUGUAAGAGCCUGCUCAGAAGAGGCCAGUUAGACAUUUUCUCUGCUUCUGUGCUGGGUGUGUGGUGUCUCCCCGUUGCAACUUGUACUAAACCGGAUUGACUUGAUUGACUUUAUGAACGAGUGCUUUCCUUUGUGUUCUGCUGGACAUUCCUCUUACAAUACAAGUAUACAAAUGUUUUUGUCCCAUUGUUCUCCAUAAGCGGUUGAACCAGUAAUUAUUAUUAUUCGAGGAGUGCACUGUGUUGUUUUGGUUAAGGCUGGCAUUAACCCUCUGUGUUGUUUUGGUUAAGGCUGGCAUUAACCCUCUGUGUUGUUUUGGUUAAGGCUGGCAUUAACCCUCUGUGUUGUUUUGGUUAAGGCUGGCAUUAACCCUCUGUGUUGUUUUGGUUAAGGCUGGCAUUAACCCUCUGUGUUGUUUUGGUUAAGGCUGGCAUUAACCCUCUGUGUUGUUUUGGUUAAGGCUGGCAUUAACCCUCUGUGUUGUUUUGGUUAAGGCUGGCAUUAACCCUCUGUGUUUUUCCCAGAACUACAGUUACACUCAUCUGUCUGCCGGAGACCUGCUGAGGGCUGAACAGAGCCGAGAGGGGUCCGAGUUCGGACAGCUCAUCGAUAACUACAUCAAGGAUGGCAAGAUCGUCCCUGUCGAGAUCACCAUUAACUUACUCAGGAAGGUAUGCACUAACUCCAGGUACCUAUGACUACAGGGUUUGUGUUAACUGUUGACCUUUAGGAAGCUGGCAGUUAGCAUUACUAUUAGCUUGGAUAAUAUGGAGUAGCGCUAUCCAGUCAUUUUGGUCUGAGUACUAAAAUAGUCUCUGUCAUUGCUCCAUAGGCUGAAUUAAUCCUUGCUUCACCCUUAAAGGGAUAGUUCACCCAAAAUAUGUUUAAUAUCAGAUGCAUAUAGUGAGGUCUACAGGUGGUGUGUAAGACUUUUUAGACAUAAAAAUGUCUGACUUCGAUUUGGGGAAGAACAUCCCUUUUAACUUCCACUUUCCUUUGUCCUCAGGCCAUGGAGGAGACCAUGCAGAUAGACGAGAAGAAGUUCCGCUUCCUCAUCGACGGCUUCCCCCGAAACGAAGACAACCUCCAGGGGUGGACCGCUGUCAUGGACGGGAAGGCUGACGUCAAAUGUGUGCUUUUCUUCGACUGUAGCAAUGAGGUAAUAAUACACCUUGGGGGGAGGAUCUCCACGAGGAAGGUGAGGGGACGAAGAGGGAGGGGCAACAGAUCAGAUAUGACACAUUUGGAGUACGACUUUUAUUUCUGAAAGUUGCCUCCGAGUGUGAAUGGCUUUUAUUGCUUGGCUGACAGUGUAAUACUUUAUCCUGAGAGCUGUGUUUUGUCUUGUCUACAGGUCUGUAUCAACCGAUGUCUAGAAAGAGGGAAGAGCAGUGGCCGGACCGAUGACAACAGAGCGAGCCUGGAGAAAAGGUAGUGUCCAAACUCUAAGGCUUGCCAUGAUCACCGACCACUGACCUCUUUUAAUAUGAACUGGACCUCUCAAAAUGGCACACGGCUCUUGCUCAUUUAAAAGAAGGUGUACUUAUAAGGCGCCAUAUGUUGAAAUAGCUCUGCUGUUUCCUGGUUUCUAAAAUUCUAAUUUCAGUUAAUGCGACACAACAAGCAAUGUAUAGUGUAGAGCAGGGCUGUCCAACCCUCUUCCUGGAGAUCUACCGUCCUGUAGGUUUUCAGCCCAACCCUAACUUAGCGUAUCUGAUUCAGCUAGUUAAUGUCUUGUUGAGCAGCUAAUAAGUAGAAUCAGGUGUGUUAAAUUAGGGUUGGACUGAAAACCCACAGGACGGUAGAUCUCCAGGAAGAGGGUUGGGCUGAAAACCUACAGGACGGUAGAUCUCCAGGAAGAGGGUUGGGCUGAAAACCCACAGGACGGUAGAUCUCCAGAAAGAGGGUUGGGCAGCCCUGGUGUAGAGAAUCAUCAUGCUAUCUUAACCGCUGUGAAAUAUAGUUUCAGUUACCAAAAAUUUUGUAAUUUCAGCAGUUUUAAGUUGGUGUACUAAACCGAAGGUAAUAUGAAGCAAAAACUAAACGAGGGGAAGCAUAUCAAUAUUUAAUAUAGAACAUAUCUACUGUUAAUCAGACUUGCUUGCAAUGAGAAUGACAGAUCUAUAACUCGCAUUUCUAUCUGAAAUCAGUCAGGUUGUACACGAAACUACAUAAUGCACCUUUUAAUAAUGGACUUUAGUGAAAAAAACAUUGGCGGGCAUUGCUUUUGAGAUUGCGAUUUUCAGUCCCACCUUGACUCAGCCUUAAAAGGAAUAUACACGGGAGCAUGUUUUAGCUUGGCUGUAUGUACCAUUUUGGGUCUCCUCUGAGUCCUGGGUGCUGGUCAGCCCUGUUUCUGAGCCUCUGUUUCCUCCCCUGAAGGAUCCAGACCUACCUGCAGUCGACACGGCCAAUCAUCUCACUGUAUGAGAAACAGGGCAAGGUGCGCACCGUGGAUGCCUCGUGCGGUGUGGACGAGGCAAGCAACAGGAGUAUACAGCACUGCACCAUUGCAGUCACACAUGAUGGGCAUUUGGAACACGCUCAGUAGUACACACUCAGUAGUACACACUCAUUCACUGAUCUUAUAAUUCAGUAUGAAUUCCCUCAAUCUGAGUUGUUUCUUUCCCUAUUGGUUGUCUCUCUCUUCCCUUGCAAACUCCGGAGGGCAGUCACACACUUGUGCCCAGGCGAUUGCACAUGUAUUGCGAUUGCACAUUCUCUAAUGCAUCUCUUUCUCUCCCUGUCUGUUUCAGGUGUUUGCCAAUGUCAAAACCAUCCUGGACAAAGAGGGUUGAAAUUCCGCACACUGCCAACAACUACAAUUCACAGCUACUUUUAGUUGUUAUUUUUAUCAACGGCAGCAACAAUAUUCUCCUGUUUAUUUCCAUUCAUGACUUUUUACCUUUAUUAUUAUUUUAAGGGGGCGGGGGGUCUUUAUUUUGUGAAUGCCGAGCUGCUCGUCCAAGGGUGAGUGUGUGUAUGAGUGAAUAAGAUGGGUAGUACGAUGCUCUGAUGACAAACCUUACAUGGGUGCACUAUGAUAGUAGUACACCGACUGACAUGCCUGUCAUUUUAGUCCGGGGGGCCUUUGAAUAGGGACAAGACUAGUAGAAUUGCUCUUUGCUUUGUGAGAUGCUCGUUUCUGUUGUCAAGCAGAGGCAUAUACAGUACUGUAUGUUAACAAAAUUACGUUCUCUGUGAUAAAAUCUCUGUACUAUAAAAGUGCACAAAGAUCAGCUCUCGACCCACGUUUUUGUUGCGUGUUAUUUUUUAAAUCAUUGAUUACACGACAAAGGGAAAAGGAGCAGUUUUGUUGAAUUGGAGUAUGUUACCCAUAUAAAGUGGGAGAAAAAGUAAAUGACAGACAAACCAAAUAUACCCCCCUCUCGUGUCUGUCUG